CAGAAACGCGAAGUAGUUAUCGCCUACCGCCUUUUGUUUAAGAGAUUUUACCUUCUCUUUCUGAUUGGACGGCAAAUUACCCCUGGGGAUAGGGGGUGGAGUGCGAAGAGUCAGUGGUUUGUGAUGACUUUAUGAAUCCCGUUUUAAUGGCGAUAAUGAUGCACUUUAGCUCCCCGGACUCAUCGGAAUUCUAGGGCUUUUCUCGAUCCAAUGGGGCGGAGGAAGGUAGAGAUAAAGCGAAUCGAAGACAAGAGUAGCCGGCAAGUCACCUUCUCCAAGCGCCGGAACGGACUGAUAAAGAAGGCCAAGGAACUCUCCGUUCUGUGCGACGUCGACGUCGCCGUCGUCAUCUUCUCCAGCAGCGGCAAGCUCUACGACUUCUCCAGCACUAACAGUUUGACAGGGGUCCUACAAAGAUACAACAGCCAUGUAGAAACAGAGGAAAAGCAAUCUAAUUACUCGCGUUACAUGACAAUUGGAGAACUGGUACAGACACUGGAAAGUGACAUUGAGGAACCUGACCAGCUUAGUGUGACUGAUCUUGUCCAUUUGGAGCAGCAGAUUGGGAGUGCACUUCUAGAAACAAGAUCUAGGAAGAAUUGUUUGCUGAUGGAAUCUAUCGCGCAUCUACAUGAAAAGGAGAAGAUGUUGGAAGACGAAAAAAGGCGUCUUGAGGAGCAAAUAAGUGGAAUUAAGAAGGAUAGGGAGGAAGUGAAUGAGAUGGGUGUGGAUUUCACCAGCCUGGCGACGGUUGUUGGUACACAGCAGCAAGCAGCAGCAACCCUCAAUUUACUUUGAAUCAAUCCUGCACUGUAUGCUGCCCGGCCGCUUGGAGAAGCUAAAUAGAAUAAAAUUAAAUCAUGUUUUCUAUUAUUCCUAAUCAUCCCAUUCGAGAGUAAUAAGAACCUUAAUUAGCUUGUUAUUACUUUCUGCCUCUGCUCUAGCUCCUUACUGCGAGCUACCUAAAAAUGUCAAUACUUGUGUGUGUGAUUGUGUGAGACUCUGAUUCAAUAUGUCAGUGUUUUAAUUUAUUUGAUGUUGUCUGUAGUUCUCCUGGCCCAGAACUUGUAAUAUAUAGGGGUCCUUUGGCUGCAAUAUAAUUUGAUGUUGGAGACUUUUUCAUUGUAUUAUGAUAUAUAGUGCAUUUGCUAUGUGCU
This is a messenger RNA of Ipomoea nil (Japanese morning glory), 1157 nucleotides long. Its product is annotated as agamous-like MADS-box protein AGL27. The record is from RefSeq and is a predicted model, not a curated record. Gene Ontology annotation, biological process: positive regulation of transcription by RNA polymerase II. The coding region runs from base 211 to 798 and encodes 195 amino acids. Gene Ontology annotation, molecular function: RNA polymerase II cis-regulatory region sequence-specific DNA binding; DNA-binding transcription factor activity, RNA polymerase II-specific; protein dimerization activity. The transcript has 7 exons. Gene Ontology annotation, cellular component: nucleus. Lineage: Eukaryota; Viridiplantae; Streptophyta; Magnoliopsida; Solanales; Convolvulaceae.